This is a messenger RNA of Xenopus laevis (African clawed frog), 2513 nucleotides long. It is a transcript of the gene chgb.S, whose product is annotated as chromogranin B S homeolog. The record is from RefSeq and is a predicted model, not a curated record. NCBI's taxonomy places the organism in Eukaryota, Metazoa, Chordata, Amphibia, Anura, Pipidae. Gene Ontology annotation, cellular component: extracellular region; secretory granule. Bases 223 to 2175 code for a protein of 650 amino acids. The transcript is spliced from 5 exons.
GGGGGCCGCUCUGCCUCCUGCUGAAAAUGCCGCCGCCGCCUCCCACUCCCGCACCUUCUCUUUAAAUAGAGCCGAGACACGAGCUGAGCCACUGACAUCGCUGCUUCUGCCCAGAAACACUGUCGCCCUGUAUCGCUCGCGUGAAAACGCCCGGCAACAACGGGCACACGCCCAGACUUCUCUCUCCUUUAUUAAGUGACAAGAAAGGGAUCGGGGGUCGCUAUGACAAUGUCUCCCUCAAUUCUGCUGCUGCUGCUGAGUCUCCUGCUGGGCACGUUGGAAGUGUGUGCCGCGGCGCCUCUGGAUAAAGGAGAACAUCCUGAAGAGAUGGUAACACGGUGUAUAGUGGAAGUGCUCUCCAAUGCUUUGGCAAAACCUAAUGCGCCGCCAAUCGACCCAGAAUGCAGAGAAAUCCUAAAGAAAAGCAGCAGACACAAUCAGGAUGAACAAGAGAAUGAUUUGAAGCAAUAUGAAACCAGAAACCUGAAGAAUGCGGCCAGUACUGAUGGUCACCAUCAUAAAAUCAGUGAAGAAGCCAAACCAGAAAACCAUGAAACCAAAGUUCCAGAGGAAGAAGAGAAAUGGCACCACACAGAGAGCGAAAGCCAAGAAGAAAAUGAGAAAAGAGAGACCAAGCAUAUUAAAGACAAUGAAGAAGACACGGGACAUUCCAAAGAAAGAGACUUUGCAGAUGAGGAAGUAGAACCAAUACAUCACAAAGAGCAUAUUCAAAGUGAAGAAGUAAGUAAGGAAGAUAGAGAACAAGCUGAAACUUCACAUGAAAAAAGGCACGAUAUUACGGAUGAGAGGGUCCUUGAAGCAGCCAAAAGUUUAGAAGAGGCUUCUGAGGAAGAUGCAAGAAAUUUAGAGGACAUUAUGAAGAGGCAUCACGACAAUUGGAGAGAACACGUUACACAACCCGUGAAACAUCAUCUGAGCCAUUCUUAUGAAGCAUCCAAAGAAUCAGAUGAAAGUGAAAAUGAAGAAGAGAGAAGAUACAAGCAAAAUCAUGGCAUGUUUGGACAAAGAUUUCUUGGUUAUGAGGAAAAGAGGAGUCAUCAUGCAAAUCAAAUAGAUUCCAGUGAACGAACUGAGGGUGAAGAGAAAAAGCAUAGCGCUCUAAAUGCUUUCGAGGAUCUCAUAAGAAAGAAUCAUUAUGACACAAAAGGCCACAAUGGCAUUCAGAGUUCAGAAGAGUCAAAGGAGAAGAUUCAGCUGCACAGAGGAAGUGAAGAGGUAAGAGAACAAAGUUAUGACAGUGAAGAAAACAAUAAAGAAUUUAAAAGACAUCACAAUACAGUAGAGGAAAGGCAUCAUGAGGAAAAAAAGCGAUGGCCAAUACAACAAAGUGAGGAAGACAAAUUAAAUUAUGAGCAUAGUCAAGAGGACAGUGAAGAAAGUGAGGAAGAUAUUGAGAAGCGACAUGCCAAAGACAGGAAACUAAAGGAAGAACUCAUUGAGAAACUGAGGCAACAUCUGCUAGAUGGUUCAGAUGAACAACAAUAUAACCAUGAAAGAAAACCAGAAGACAAGAAACGUUAUGUGAGCGAAGCAAUGGGUGAAAUAAAAAGAAACUACCCAGAGCAAGAGGAUAAAAAAACCCACUAUGGCCAUCAUUAUGGCAACAAUAAAAAUGACUUUGAGGAGUCAAAUUACUUUGACAAUGAAAAGUACAAAAGACACCACCCUGAAUAUGAGAAAAGAAUAAACCAUUAUGGCUUCCCAGAUGAGAUGAAAUGGAAAAACAGGUUUUAUGAUAAGGAGGAUGACCAUACUUACGACAGCGAGGAAGAAAACAAGAGCGACUUGCAAAACAAAAAUGUCUUUCCAGAGUUCAGUGACUAUGACUGGUGGGGGAAAAAGCAGCUACUGGAGGGUAUGAAUCAUGGAUAUGCUGAGAAAAGGAAUUCUCCCAAAAUGCACAAGUUUGACAUGAAGAGACAGUAUGGCAGAAUGGACGAGCUUGCCCAACUACUCAAUUACAAGAAGAAGUCUGUUGAGUUUCCAGACUUUUAUGACUCGGAAGAGAUAAAGAAGAGGCACAUUAAUGACAGAGGAAGUCUUGGUCAGAGGCCCCUAACAGAACAAGAGGAAAAGGAACUAGAAAAUCUGGCAAUUAUGGACAUGGAGCUGCAAAAGAUAGCGGAGAAGCUGAGCAACAGCCGACAAGGCUGAGCUAAAAAAAAAAAAAAAAAGGACUCUCUGCAAUCCCUGUAGCCGGAAGCUGUUCUGUAGUUCAGAAACAUACCCAGAUUUUUUUCCUCACUGCCUCUUUAAACGGAAACCCCCUCACUUAGUCGAUACAUACAGAGUCAAAUUCACUGUCCACCACGGUUAUGUUACUGUUUGGGAAAGUGUUUGGAGUAUACUACAAAUAUCAAGUGAGCAUGAAAUAUAGCAUUUAUUCAUAUAUGUUCCAGAGACAUUUUAAUGCUUGUGGAUAUUUUUGUGGUAUUGUACGUUAAUACAUUUAUUGUUAAAGAUUUGAAAUAAUAAAAAGCAAAUAAAUCUUG